Dufourea novaeangliae is the source of this 2055-nucleotide messenger RNA. RefSeq names its product zinc finger and SCAN domain-containing protein 10-like. The transcript is spliced from 3 exons. Gene Ontology annotation, molecular function: zinc ion binding. NCBI's taxonomy places the organism in Eukaryota, Metazoa, Arthropoda, Insecta, Hymenoptera, Halictidae. Gene Ontology annotation, cellular component: nucleus. The record is from RefSeq and is a predicted model, not a curated record. Bases 4 to 2055 code for a protein of 683 amino acids.
ACAAUGAGCUGGGAAAUCAGCUGUGCAGAUAUGUGUCGUGCAUGCAUGAAGGUAGACGGCGUUCUUCUGCCUAUGUAUGAUGAUGAUACAAUUAGUCAGAAAAAUUUGCCGGAUAAACUAGCUGAACUUGUAUCGAUACAGAUUGAUAGAUUUGAUGGUCUACCAAAUAUGCUGUGUGCAAAAUGUGCAUAUCGCACGGAUGCAUUUUAUGAUUUUAAGCUACAAGUUCAAGCCACAGAGAAAAAACUUCGUAAGAUGUUUCAAACACAUAUACGUUGGGCCAUAAAGGACGAAGUAAUGAUGAAUGAUAUUGAACAAGACUACGUAGAUCAAGCAAAUGAGUUACCAGAAAUGAGACUGGUAGAUAACAAAGAAGAUAUUAAGUCUUUAAACACCGUAGAUAGCUCGGACGAAUUUCUACCCGAUGAAAUUAACAUAACUGAAAAAGAUGAACACGUGUUAGAGUUCGAUGUCUCCCAGUUGGUGGACGAAAGCGGUGAAUUUAAUAAGGGUGAUAUAUCCGAAUUAAGAAACAUUCUUAUUUCAAAACUGCCACGGACAGAACUUGAUCAAGAGAAACAAAUAAAAGACGAGAUACCAAAUGAAAUUUCAAAAAUCUUAGAGUCUGAACACUUAGAUUACACAAUAAUGUAUAUACCAGAGGAAGACAUUCCUUUGGAACAUAUGAAUGCUGAGAAUGUACUUUCUUGUGAAACAGAAGCUACCAUUAGAUUCGAAGAUGAGAAAAAAAUCCUCGAAGCUGGUACUGAUGGUGAGGUCUUAAAUACGCCGACAGACAACGAGAAAUUUCUAAAUGUGGUGUGCAUUGAAAAGUCCGAGGAAACAGAAGUUACCGAAAACAACAAUGAACAGUCUUGGGAAUCUACGAUUCCGGAGCGAAGUUCCAGGGGAAAAGUACACGGGACAGAAAAACAGAAAGUUUCAUUAAAAUUGAAGCCACAGACGGAAGAGAGCGAUGACUCCGAUUCUGACUAUUUCGUUGACCCGAAAGACAAUAUAUUGGGUAGUUUGAACGAUACGAUCACAAGAAUAAAAGAGAUAAAACUCGAAAACAAUUCGAUACAAUACCAAUGUACUUUAUGCCUCCAAAAUUACGAUAAAUUGACUGGUGUCUUAUUACACACUAUAGACAAUCAUGUACCAAGCAGUGGACCAUUCUUUUGCGUAGUGUGUGAGAAAGAUUGUGAAAGUCAUAGAGAAUUGCGAGCACACGUAAAAACACACACGGGCCAAUUUCCAUAUUCUUGUUUUAUAUGCAACAAAGCUUAUACGAUGAAGAGGUAUUUAAAGAGGCAUAUGGUGUGCCAUACAGAUUUUCCAAGACACCGUUGUCCGAAAUGUGGGCUCAGGUUUAAAGUUAAAUCGGAGUUGGAGUCUCAUAUCUCAACACAUAUACGCGGCGCGCCUUAUGCUUGUAGUCAGUGUCCACGAUUGUUUAACCACAAGGGCAAUUACAAACGACAUUUAAUCAGUCAUUUAGAUCCGCAAGGUCUUCAUCUACCUAAAUACCCUUGCAAAGUUUGUGGAAAAAGAUUUCUGAAUAAUCGCACUCUGGAGACACACAUGCGCGUUCAUACCGGGGAAAAACCAUUCAAGUGUGAAGUAUGCGGAAGGUCGUUUUCGCAGCAAGGAAAUCUAUUGAAUCACGUCAGAAUUCACUCAAAUCCGCGAAGUUACACGUGUGAAGUUUGUGGAAAACGAUUCAAUCAAAGGGCAACCUUAAGGGACCAUAGUUUACUUCACACAGGAGAAAAGCCGUAUGUCUGCAACGUUUGCGGUAUUGCAUUUACAUUCAGUGCAGCUCUAAGACGCCACAUGUGGACUCAUACCGGUGGGAAACCGUUCGGAUGUGAAAUUUGUGAUGCUCGUUUCGUUGGGAAGUACGACUUACGAAGACACAUGAGGAUACACACUGAUAGGCCAAGAGCUAAACGGAGAAAAACAGCGAUUAAAUCGAACGAUGCUCAAGGAAAAGAUAAAGAAGAAAGUGUUACGCUCUCUGAGAACCCUGAUACGGAAAUACGCUCUUUUUAA